ACACAUGGAUAGAUUUUAGUUCGCUGACUUACGGUUUACGAAUAUUCUAGAUUUCAAAAGUCACAAAAUAUAAUCUCCAUUCAUUUGUCUUCAAUUUAGAGCUCAAAGAAGUUAAUACUCAAAAAAAUGUCCAAAAUCGUGAAACAAUUAAUUCCCCUGCUCGACAGAGUUCUUAUCAAAAGAGCUGAAGCCAUCACGAAGACUGCUGGUGGCAUCGUGAUACCAGAAAAAGCUCAGUCCAAGGUACUUCACGGAGAAGUUGUUGCUGUGGGUCCUGGCUCAAGAAAAGACAAUGGUGACUUCAUCCCAAUUCUGGUUAAAGUGGGAGACCGAGUGCUACUUCCUGAAUACGGCGGUACCAAAGUUAGUUUAGAAAAUGAUGAAAAGGAAUACCAUCUUUUCAGAGAAUCUGAUAUUCUUGCGAAGAUUGAAAAUUAAUUUAUAGUGCUAGUUUUAAUUUCGCGGUUCGAAUUAUUGGUUAAUUAGUUAUUUGUAGUGUAUAAACAUGAUGUGAUUGUGUAAUAUGUUCAAUGCUGUGGAACAUAAUGUUGUCUUUGCAUUUAUUAUAACAAUGUUAUAAAACUGGU
Molecule: messenger RNA, 587 nt
Organism: Pararge aegeria (speckled wood butterfly)
Lineage: Eukaryota; Metazoa; Arthropoda; Insecta; Lepidoptera; Nymphalidae
Product: 10 kDa heat shock protein, mitochondrial
Exons: 1
Coding region: 127-438 (103 amino acids)
Cellular component (GO): mitochondrial matrix
Molecular function (GO): protein-folding chaperone binding; protein folding chaperone; metal ion binding
Source: RefSeq, a predicted model, not a curated record